AUGGCCACCACCACUCCUUGCAUCCUCCAAGUCACCCCUUCAUAUGCAGCCACACAGGGCAAUGAGUUCAACUUCAGUGGCCUGUACCUGUACCACACGUACAAAGGCCCUAACGCCAACCAGGUGGAAACCAUAGUGAGACACCAGUUUGGCACAUUGGCCGUUAACAACUGGGUUAUUCGUGAUAGCCUCUCAGGUUCCGCUGAAGUCAUUGCGCGUACCCAGGGCCUGCAUGUCAAUGCCGGUGACUGGCAUAACUCCUUCAGCCUAGUGUUCGAGGAUGAAGGAGCAUUAUUGUUGCCACAAAGAUUGGUCCAUGGGGUGGAAACGGAGGGUCUGCUCAAGACAUCACAGAGCCACCAAAGUGCCUGGAGAGCAUCACAAUUAGCAGCGGUUCGGUUGUUGAUUCCAUUGCGUUUUCUUAUGUUGAUCAAGCUGGUCAGACGCACACUGCAGACCGAGCUCUCAGACUCUGAGUUCGUGAAGGAAGUUUUUGGAACUUUCGCCAUGUAUGUGGGAGUAGUCAAUGUCAUAAACUCAAUUAAGCUUGUCACCAACGUGAAGACGUACGGUCCUUUCGGUCAGGAGACCGGGACCUUAUUCAGUGUCCCUGUGCAGGGCAACAGUGGUGUGGCUAGCUUCUUCGGGCGCAGCGGCAAGUUCCUGGAUGCUAUUGGUGUCUACGUGCAUCCGCUCUGA
Molecule: messenger RNA, 699 nt
Organism: Miscanthus lutarioriparius
Lineage: Eukaryota; Viridiplantae; Streptophyta; Magnoliopsida; Poales; Poaceae
Source: the annotation of a GenBank genome assembly